AUGUCGCGUCAUUAUGAUGGCGACCGAAAUAGGAAAUUUUGGUCAGGAUUGUGGCGCAAUUCUUCAGAUAAUGACAAUAAACUUGCCUCGAGAUUUUCUAGUAAACUUUAUGAUGAAAGUACCCCAAGGAAUGUAAGUACUCAUCUGACAAUACUUCGACAGAUUAUUGAAGCUCUUAUUUAUCUGAAACAUCUUGGAAUCGUGCAUACGAAGAUAAGUUCGCAUGCAAUAUAUCUGACCGAUAUGCAUCAUGCAAAACUUGCUAACUUCGAGCAUGCACUUACUUAUCCUGUCAACAGAGGACAAACUUCCGUUGAAAAAAUGACAGAGGAAGAGGUUCUUCAACUGGCGCCCUGGUUAGCACCUGAGGUCGUCGUGUUCAGCCAGUCACAGAAUAACUUCCAGAUAAACUCUAACUGCCGGGUUGACUCAGCUUACAUUAGUAGCUUUAGUGGAACCAACUCGUCAGAUUCCGCAGUUCACAAUACUUCUAUGCCUUCCCCAGCUUCAGAUGUCUAUGGAAUGGCUAGGGUAAUGCAAGAGCUGCUGGAACCCAGUAGAGCUUAUCGGUUCAAUCGGUCUGUUCACAUUGUGGAACAGAAGAAUAUUCCAACAGAUAGAAUCUCAGAGGAAGAAUCUUUGGUACUUAGAAUCCGACCUGUGAUAAAGAAAGCCCUUCGACGAAAUCCUUCCAUCCGAGGAGCCAUCGAAGACCUAUAUUCGGGUGUUGUACAAACAUACUGGACAUCUGAAGUUAAAGUACAAGGACAAAAAGAAAUUGGUCGCUGGUGUGAAGGUCUUUCAGGUAGAUCACAUUCAACUACAGCGACCAUGAGCACAAGUGCCUCAAUUAGUCCAUAUUCAAGUUCAAACAAUACAGCAGUUCAAGUUAAGGAUCAGAAUCUGGACAAUGACAACAAGGAAAAUCAACUAAAGGAGAUUUCGAGUUCACCUACCGCUGGAAACUUAACUCCACAACCGAAAUAUGCUAGCAUAUUCAGGCAGCGCAAUACGAAUGCCACGAGAGGCGCUUUAAAGGAGGUCCUUUUCGAUCGAAUACCAGAAACAUCAGGUAAGGACACCGAGGAGACACUGUCUGAGUGUCCGGAACCACUAACUUUCAGUAGUCCUAUUCAAGAACACCAACCACCUUUUAAACCUAAACGUUCAGUUAAACCUACGUCAAAGUGUUUAACCAAGGAGGAAUAUAUUGAAAUGGUGGCAAUUCCCCGUGAACCACUUGGUCCAGGAAGAUCCAGACCACAGAUUCCUUGGAGAUGUCUCACUGCUCCAGCUCCCUUAAAUUUAUCAUCUUCAAGUUCCUCUUUAACUCAAGAGUCUGUAACAUCACCAAUUGGGACCUCUAGAAAGGAGAUUCAACGGCUGAAUCAGCGCUCAAUGAUCGAUACAUCUGGAAGAUGGCUAAAGCACCAAACGUCGUUCACAUUAAGUGACGAAAUUGCAAAUGACCAAACCGAUCCACUCCCCUCUCCACCAAUUUUUACGAACUCGAAUUUUCGCACGUCAACUAUCGAGGAAAAGAAAAUUUCAGAACAAAAAGAAGUCAAACAUUUUCAAAUUAGCCAAGAAGCCAAACUCUCAAUUAACUCCCAAGAAGUUGGUCAAAUUAAGGAAAAAAUAGAGGCAAUCCACUUCCGUAUUGCAGGUAAUUUGAUAAAUUUUAACUGA
Molecule: messenger RNA, 1689 nt
Organism: Rodentolepis nana
Lineage: Eukaryota; Metazoa; Platyhelminthes; Cestoda; Cyclophyllidea; Hymenolepididae
Source: the annotation of a GenBank genome assembly